Messenger RNA from Camelina sativa (false flax), 1514 nucleotides. The record is from RefSeq and is a predicted model, not a curated record. NCBI's taxonomy places the organism in Eukaryota, Viridiplantae, Streptophyta, Magnoliopsida, Brassicales, Brassicaceae.
AGAUAUCCGUGCUCGGGUGAUUAUGCCAAACUGUCCAAGCCCGCCAAGAACACUGUAGAAAAGUUCAGAAUUCCGCUUCUCAGAACAGGUUAAUAAUUCACAUCCCGGGUACAUACAUUCUCUCCCUGCCAAGAAGAUCUCAUACAUAAAAGGUAAAAAAUUCUUGUUUUACUGCAUAGUUUUUUCUUCUUAUUAUAAAUUUGUCUCUUGGCUACGCUCACUGUCAGAGCAUGUACUCUAGGGCCCCUACUUGGGUCUCAUUGUACUUGAGCUCAGUUUGAGAGAAGACAAUCUUGCCCACUAUCCUCUACACCCAAGUCUGGUAACCUCAUUGGAUCAUGCUUAUUGGGACCAUUUUGCAUCAUUUGAUCUUGUCAGUUCAUCAGUAUUUAAAUUUGACUAUAAAGCUUGGAAGUAAGUUACCCAUUAGGACCAAACAUCAACACUGGCUACUCUUCCUUGCAGGAUGGAUACAGAACUGUCCUAAACACGUGUUGCAACCAAGCUUCUUUUUUCCAUAUUGUUUAGAGAAAAAAAAAUUUUGUUGCGUGUACAUGUUUUAGGACUCCCUGGUGCUGUUCAUGUGUAUCCUCGCUUGCAGUAAAAUUUUUAAGAAACGAAAAAAGUACCACAGCUGCAUUUUGAAGUGCUUUGUGUUAUUUUAUUACAAAAGUCUCAACUGUCAGCAUGACAUAUUGAACAGGGAAUAGAAAAGAUUGUAUGCUAUAUACUUAUUGGUGGUCCUGAAAGACCAAGUAAGUAAGGCCUUGUCNCUUUUUUUUUUUUUUUUUUUUUUUUUGGACAAAAUAAGUAAGGCCUUGUCACGAUAUUUUUUUCACGAGUAAUUAUCUUAGUUGGAGGUGAUAUGUGUUUUGUGCUCAGAAUUAUUAUAAUGAAAGGAAAAUUCAAAAAGAAAAAUCAAUGCCCCUGUGUGCUACUUGCAAUAAAUAAACAUAGAAGAUUUGAUUUACGUAUAGUGUUAACUUGUGAGUAUGUGCUGUGUCUUCCAAUAGCGUCAUGUUAUUUUUGUUUUGAGAUUGAAAGAUGUAGGGGCCUUGUCUACAUAGUCGGGAAAAAUGGAAGCAAAGGCUGGAGAAGAUGGCAAUGAGGAGUGACAGUUUGAACAAAGGAGGCAUUGCGAAUAAAUUAAAAUCAAAGCUCACAUUACCUUGGUCGCUGUAGUGGACAAAUACACACAAGACACUUUUUCUAACCCUGGUAAAUCGCCGUGAAGAUUGCAAUAAGAAGAUAGUUGGGCAUAUUGAGACUGUUUAGGUGGCAUCAUGAUGAGCACAAAUAUGAAUAAUAUAAAAUCACCACCAUUGCCGCAAAAAUAAGGUUACAAAUCCACAAACGUAUUAAUGUAAUCAUUACUCUAUAUAUGAUACAUGUAUCUAAAAUUUCCAUUCUUUUUCUUUAACCGGAUUUGAGGUCGAGAUGCCUAAAUAAGCACCUAGGAUCCAUUACCAAUACACACCAUUGUAAAUAAUUAGUGAUAUCUCAAUUUCAAGUUA